UCGUCAACAGCCGGUGCCCUUCUAACCAUGGAGGAAAGAAUUCUUCCUCUAUGCUUCUAACCAUAGAGUCAUGGAGUAACACAGAAAACAUGUGUGUAUACCACGGAGGAGGGACCUCCGUGGCAACGUUUUUAGAAUUGUUCUAAAAACGUUGCUCCGUGGUGUAUACUAUGUUACUCUAUGAUAGAGUUUCCUAACUCUAUGCUUUUAACGACGCCUGAUCUGCUCAGUUUCUUUAACAAAUCAUCACAAUUUGUAUCUGCGCCUUCAGCGCGCGUGUUUUGCGCAUACAUUUUUAAUACACUGCUCGGAAAAAAAAAACAAAUAAUCUAAAUAGCCAGUCCGGGUAGCGGUAUUGCACGCAGCAACCAACGCUUCAGCACGCGCAUCCAGAGGAGGCGCACUAGGCAGUGAACACCUCUAGGUUCUUGCUUGCAAAGGGCAGAAAAAGGAGCCUCAUGAUGUGUGACAGCAGUGAAAUCCCGCCGCUUCGGCUACAAAUUUCUGAGGAUUGCUACACUGAGGCAUUCGUCGUGAAAACGCCAAGAUGCGGAAGCUUAAGCGUGCACGUGCAGGGUGACCUUUCCACCAUCAACCCAAGAAAACCAAUCUUUCUGACUGUGCACGACAUAGGUGAAACUUACUUGGACUUUGUUCAGUUUGCAGCUCAUCCUUGCAUGACACGUGUUUGUGAAAAGUCUGUCUUUUUGCACAUUGAAGUUCCGGGACAGGCAUACAAUGCUCCAGACCUCUCAGAUGACUACAAGUUUCCAUCUAUGGAUGAUCUUGCUGAGGAUAUGGCCCAUGUGUUGCACUAUUUCAAGGUUCCAUACUGUGUUGCACUUGGCGAAGGAGCAGGGGCGAACAUCCUCGCCAGAUUUACGGUGAAUUGUCCAGAGCUUGUUUUGGGAUCCAUUCUGAUUCACUGCUCUUGUGCAGAAGCAAGCUUGGUGGAGCUUUUCAAUUACCAGGUUGUCUACUGGUACCAAGGUGGCAAGAAGUCUGGUCCACCACCUAUGGAACACUUCCUCGUGUUUCACAAGUUUGGCAAGGUGCUUUCUAAGCUGCUGGAACAAAGUGGACUUUCACAGCUUGUGAACACGGAUGAAACAUCUAGUAAAGUAGCUAAGGGUAACUCUGCACUUGGCUAUGCCGAGAGCGUGAGGCAAAAGGUCAACCGAAAAAACUCGAAUUUCUAUAUACAAGCUUACCUCACACGAAGUGACAUCUCUGGCUUCUUGAAGAAAAAUUUAAAAACUGACAUGCUGCUGGUGACAAGCAGUACGCAAGUGCAUGCAGACAUGACACAGAACACGUACAGCAAAAUUGAUCCUGCAAAAGCUGCCUUGCUCAAACUUGAUGAUGUUGAAGACAUUCUCACUGAUGCACCUGAAAAGCUUGCAUAUAGCCUUGUCUUAUUCUGCCAAGGCUUAGGAUUACUGAGCUCACUGCCGAUAACCACUCCGACAUCCCUUCUGAAAUAGAUGGAAGCAUCUGGAUUUUGCCCUCAAGCAAGAUACUUUGUUGGGCAAGUUGGUGUGGACAUGAUGAAAAGUGGUGAAAAAAAAAAAAAAAGAAAGUAGGAAAGAAGGGUUUUAGUACCACUAGUCCUGUUGUUGCCCUUCUUUCCUAAUUUUUUGCUUCAUCUUUCACAAUACUGUCCACCAUUUGCAAUAAUUUUUGCAUGCAUUAUAGCUGUUUGAAGCAUUUCACAGAAGGUGCUGAUGUUAUUCAAGGAUGUUGGUCACUAUGUGAACUCUCCAUCACUCUUCGUACAUGAAAUGUUUUUCAGGAAAGGACUGAAA
Molecule: messenger RNA, 1805 nt
Organism: Rhipicephalus microplus (southern cattle tick)
Lineage: Eukaryota; Metazoa; Arthropoda; Arachnida; Ixodida; Ixodidae
Source: RefSeq, a predicted model, not a curated record